GUCGCUAGACUCACCAGAACCGGGCGCAGCCGGCAUCGCGUGCGCGCCCCCGCUGGCAGGGUCGUGCACGUACAGCGGGAGUGCGCCUGGUCGCUCGCGUAGGUCUCAGUCUCUAGUGUCGGGGUGUCGGGCCCGCGCCCGGAGCGAGCAGUGUCCGCGAGAAUGGGUGAUGAUGAUGAUGACAACGACAUCCCUCAGCUUUCAUCCCAUACGCUGGCUGCCCUGCAGGAGUUCUAUAUAGAUCAGCGACAGAGAGAGGGCACAAAGAUCUCCCAAGGGUUUAAACAGUAUUCCGUUGGCUCAAUAGAGGAGGACUGGCAGUUGAGCCAGUUUUGGUAUGAUGAUGAAACUGCAUUGUGCCUGGCUAAUGAAGCUGUUCUGGCAGCUGGAAGAGGUGGCAGGAUAGCGUGUGUUAGUGCUCCAAGUGUUUACCAGAAACUGAAAGAACAGGAUGGCAAAGAUUUUUCAGUGUGUAUACUGGAAUAUGACAAAAGAUUUUCUGUAUAUGGAGAGGAAUUUAUCUUUUAUGAUUACAACAACCCAUUGAAUUUACCUGGAAAUCUCAUACCACACAGUUUUGACAUAGUAUUAGCGGAUCCACCCUAUCUGUCUGAAGAGUGUCUCAGAAAAACAGCAGAGACAAUCAAAUACUUAACAAAAGGAAAGAUUCUGCUCUGUACAGGUGCAGUCAUGGAGGAGCAGGCAGCGAAGCAUCUUGGUGUGAAGAUGUGCAAUUUUACUCCAAAACAUACACGAAACUUAGCCAAUGAAUUUCGAUGUUAUGUGAAUUAUGAUUCUGGACUAGACCAUGAUUCUAGCUGUUCAGAGUGUACAUAAAAUAAGCGAAACAGUCUAUCAA
Chrysemys picta bellii (western painted turtle) is the source of this 859-nucleotide messenger RNA. RefSeq names its product EEF1A lysine methyltransferase 1 (gene EEF1AKMT1). Lineage: Eukaryota; Metazoa; Chordata; Testudines; Emydidae. Gene Ontology annotation, biological process: methylation. Gene Ontology annotation, molecular function: nucleic acid binding; protein-lysine N-methyltransferase activity. The record is from RefSeq and is a predicted model, not a curated record.